AGGAUCUAAAAGUGUCCUUAAAGUUAAUUAAAGGAUUCCUUAAAAAUUAAAAAAAGGGUGAGAAGUGUUAGAAGAAAGUGAAUCUGCAAUCCCCAGAAGCUCCAUUAAAAGCUACAAAUUGAUGACAUUUCCUUCAUUUUCAAAUUUCUUCAAUGAUUCUUUCAUAAAUUCAAUCAUCCAUUAUUCAUUCAGUUUCAGCAUUGAUUUGAAUUGAUUGGAAAAUGGGAGCCAUUUUCCUGGCUGCUUCUGCUAUGCACUCCACCUCCACCUUUCAUUUGCUUCAUAAAAAUGUUUCAAAUUAUUGUCUGCUUCACAAUCCUAAGAUCUUUCCACGGACAAGGAGAUUGUAUAAUGGCCACUGGCAUUGUAAACAGAAACCUGUUGUUUUAUCAAGUACACAGGACGAUUCAAAUGCUACAUUCACAGGUGUGGUCAACAGUGGAGAUGAUCUUUCAUCUCAAAGAGCUCAAGUGUUGGAGGAUGAAGAAAAUGAGUUAAUUGCUGCUAAGAUGGCUCUUUCUGAGGCCCGAUCCAAACACCAAGCACUUGAGAAAGAAAGAGAUCAGUUACUCGAAGAGUUGGCUAGAUCUGAGGCUAAGCAGCAAGAGUAUGCUGCUACCAUAGUGCAUGACAAGGAAUUGGCAGUUUCAGAACUUGAGGCAGCUAAAUCACUGUUCCAUCAGAAGCUGCAGGAGACAGUAGAAGAGAAGUUCACUUUAGAAUCUAGGCUGGUUCUUGCAAAGCAAGAUGCUCUUGAGCUUGCAGUGCAAGUUGAAAAGUUGGCGGAAACUGCUUUUCAGCAAGCAACAUCUCAUAUUCUAGAAGAUGCUCAAAUGAGGGUAGCUGCUGCUGAAACUACUGUUGCUGAAGCAGCGUUUCAGAUUGAAGAGAAAAUCAGGAAUGCAACUGAAGAUACUAUACUUUCAAUUGUUGAACAGUCAAAAGAUGCUAUAGCGAAGGCCCUUGAUGUGGCAGAAAAAGCUGGUGACCAUGCAGCAAAAGCAGUGGCUAUCUUUUCUGAUGGUAUUAAUCCAGUUGAUGAGAUUGCUUCCAUGAAGUUAGAGAAUAUUAGAUUAGAAGGUGUUGUAAAUGGUUUAGAAUCUCAGUUGUUAGUAACAAGAAGUCAGGUUGAUAAGUUGAAGGCGGAAUUGGACCAGGUUCGAUCACAAGCUAAAGCCUAUGAAGUCCGAGCCAAUGAUGCUGAGAAAGCUUUGCUUGAAUUUCAGGAGACAAACAGGAAAAAGGCUACCCAGCAGGAAGAAAACAUUAACUCUUUGCUGGAGAAAAUGAAGAAGGAUGCUGCAGAAAAAAAGAAGGCAGCAUCAAGGGCUUUUAAGUCUGAAAUAGAAAGCAUAAAGGCGAUUAUUGAAGCUGCUAAAGAAACAGCGUAUUCAAGAGAAAAUGCUUACAUGAAGAGGUGUGAAUCAUUGCAUAGAUCAUUAAGGGCCUCUGAAUCCGCUUCAAAAAUGUGGAGGCAGAGAGCAGAAAUGGCAGAGUCACUAUUUUUAGAUGAUGAAAAGGAUGAAGACACUAUCUACAUAGUUAAUGGUGGGCGCAUAGAUCUUUUGACUGAUGAUGAUUCACAGAAAUGGAAGCUUUUGAGUGAUGGUCCUCGAAGAGAGAUGCCUCAAUGGAUGGCAAGAAGGAUCGGGACUAUUCGUCCCAAGUUUCCACCAAAGAAAACUAAUGUAUCUGACGCAUUGAUAUCAAAAUUCAGACAUUUGGAUUUGCCCAAACCUAAUGAAGUAUGGUCAAUUGCUCAAGAAAAGCCAAAGGAAGGGGACACACUAAUUGAUCAUGUAACUGAGAAAGAAACGAUAGAGAAGAAGAGGAAGUCCUUAGAACGUGUUCUCCAACGGAAGACAAUACAAUGGCAAAGAACCCCAGAACAAACAAAAUUGGAACCAGGAACUGGAACAGGGCGUGAGAUUGUGUUUCAAGGUUUCAAUUGGGAAAGCUGCAGAAGACAGUGGUAUAUGGAUUUAGCUCCUAAAGCUGCUGAUUUAUCUCAAUGUGGAGUGACGGCAGUAUGGCUCCCACCACCCACACAAUCAGUUGCUCCUCAAGGUUAUAUGCCGUCGGAUCUCUACAACUUGAACUCGGCUUAUGGCUCUGAGGAAGAAUUGAAACACUGUAUAAAGGAAAUGCAUUCUCAUGAUAUUUUGGUCUUGGGAGAUGUUGUGCUUAAUCAUCGGUGUGCGCACAAACAGAGUUCAAAUGGUGUAUGGAAUAUAUUUGGAGGAAAACUUGCAUGGGGACCUGAAGCAAUUGUUUGUGAUGAUCCAAAUUUCCAGGGUCGUGGAAAUCCUUCAAGUGGUGAUAUCUUCCAUGCAGCUCCUAAUAUUGAUCAUUCUCAAGAAUUUGUAAGAAAAGACGUAAAGGAAUGGCUAAAUUGGCUUAGAAAUCAUAUUGGUUAUGAUGGGUGGCGGCUUGAUUUUGUAAGAGGUUUCUCAGGUACAUAUGUCAAAGAAUAUAUUGAGGCUUCAAAUCCUGCAUUUUCUAUAGGAGAAUACUGGGAUAGUUUAGCUUAUGAACAUGGUAGCCUGUGUUACAAUCAAGAUGCUCAUCGGCAAAGGAUAAUCAAUUGGAUCAACGCCACCAGUGGUACUUCCUCAGCAUUUGAUGUCACAACAAAGGGAAUUCUCCAUUCUGCUCUGCAUAACCAAUAUUGGAGGUUAAUAGAUCCUCAAGGAAAACCAACAGGAGUGAUGGGAUGGUGGGCUUCACGUGCUGUCACAUUUUUAGAGAACCAUGAUACAGGAUCGACACAGGGACACUGGCCGUUCCCACGAGAUAAACUGGCACAGGGAUAUGCGUAUAUUUUGACCCAUCCCGGAACGCCUGUGAUCUUCUAUGAUCAUUUCUAUGAUUUUGGAAUCCGAGAAAUAAUCACGGAGCUUGUCGAGGCUAGAAGACGGGCAGGAAUCCAUUGUCGGAGUUCAGUCAAGAUAUACCAUGCCAACAAUGAAGGUUAUGUUGCACAGAUUGGUGAUACACUAGUGAUGAAGCUUGGACAAUUUGAUUGGAACCCAUCAAAGGAAAACAAUCUGGAAGGAAGCUGGCAAAAGUUUGUUGAUAAAGGAGAAGAUUAUCAGCUAUGGUUAAGACAGUAGUUUGAUUUAACAAGGAUAUUUAUAUUUUCUCUUAUUUAAAAACUUGUAUCAUUUCCAAAGGCAAUCAUAAAAAAAUUGCAACUUUUAUAUCAACUUUUACCUUGCAUAUUAAUAAUGUGAUAUAAUUAAUUA
Mercurialis annua (annual mercury) is the source of this 3245-nucleotide messenger RNA. RefSeq lists its product as uncharacterized. The coding region runs from base 222 to 3113 and encodes 963 amino acids. Gene Ontology annotation, molecular function: alpha-amylase activity; calcium ion binding. Gene Ontology annotation, biological process: carbohydrate metabolic process. The transcript is spliced from 15 exons. NCBI's taxonomy places the organism in Eukaryota, Viridiplantae, Streptophyta, Magnoliopsida, Malpighiales, Euphorbiaceae. The record is from RefSeq and is a predicted model, not a curated record.